AUUUUAAAAUUGUGUUAUUUCAUUCAUUGUCAGAAGUGGGAGCUAUACGUCUUGAGCAGUCUAGGCUGGGAUUUAUCAUCCGUGACCCCCUUGGAUUUUUUGGAGCUUUUUAUCAUUAAACUUUCUGUAAGAUGUAAAGUUUUUUCUGGCUUAAACAUCAACACAGUACGCAACAAUGCUCAAACUUUUAUAUAUCUUGCCGCUAAAGAAUAUAGAUUUUCCAAGUAUGCGGCAAGCAUAAUUGCAGCGUCAAGUAUUGUCGCAUCAAUGAAUAACCUCAAAUGGCAAAUUUGUACGGAUGAUAUCAUACAGUUUCCUUUUAACUUUUUGACCGACUCGACAAGUGUAAAACAGGAUCAGCUUCAGCAGUGCAUACUGCAAAUGAACGUCAUAUAUAAAGAGCAGAGUCAUAAGUUUUAACCGUUCUUUCUCGACGAUUCUCACCGUAACCAAUAAAUGGAUAUUGUAAUAGCUUAUGAACCAAUUCAGUGUCUUCAAAGCAUAUUAUAAUCACCUAGAAGCGCGAAUCGCAGAAACAACCACAGAAGGAUUUGC
Drosophila arizonae is the source of this 555-nucleotide messenger RNA. RefSeq names its product cyclin D (gene CycD). Gene Ontology annotation, biological process: mitotic cell cycle phase transition. Lineage: Eukaryota; Metazoa; Arthropoda; Insecta; Diptera; Drosophilidae. The record is from RefSeq and is a predicted model, not a curated record. Gene Ontology annotation, molecular function: cyclin-dependent protein serine/threonine kinase regulator activity.